Molecule: messenger RNA, 4461 nt
Organism: Penicillium bovifimosum
Lineage: Eukaryota; Fungi; Ascomycota; Eurotiomycetes; Eurotiales; Aspergillaceae
Product: putative UDP-glucose:glycoprotein glucosyltransferase
Exons: 4
Coding region: 1-4461 (1486 amino acids)
Cellular component (GO): endoplasmic reticulum
Molecular function (GO): UDP-glucose:glycoprotein glucosyltransferase activity
Source: RefSeq, a predicted model, not a curated record
AUGAGGGCCUCUAUAGGCUCUCACAUCUCCUGGCGGUGGCAUGCUGCCCUUGGAGUCUCGUUACUGGGCUGUAUUGCUAAAGCUGCCCCGGCUGUGAAUGUGGCGCUCCAGGCCUCAUUCGACUCGGCCCCAUACCUUGUCGAGCUCUUGGAAUCUGCUGCUGAAGAAAACUCCACUGCGUAUUUCCCCCUACUGGAUCGCAUUGCCGAUGGCACUUUCGAGGACCUCACGACGGAGAAGGAGCUUUACAACCGCUUUUUGACAGUCAUCCAGGAUGAUGGCCACCUCCAGACCCCCGAAAGCCUUUCCUCAUUCAAGUUAUCACUUUCUCUCCGAUCGUCGGCGCCGCGGAUUGAGGCACACUUCCAGUUCUAUAACACCUCGGUACAACAGUCGUUGAUGGUUGCCCAAGAUGCGGUGUGUCCGGUUUGGAUCCACUCAGAGGGCAAGCAGUACUGCUCGUCAACGAUGGAACGUGCACAGCAGGAUGUUAUGGGAGAAUUGGAUCCCAGAGCACUGCCGUUUGACCGCGUCCUGGGUGACAUAUCGCUGCCCCCUGCCGUUCUAUACGCAGAUGUGUCUUCUCCGAUGUUCAGGGACUUCCACGACACCCUGAGUGAUAUGGCAAAACAAGGACAGAUCUCGUAUCGCGUGCGCUACCGACCUCCUCAGCACUGGAGCUCUCGUCCUUUGUUUGUGUCUGGAUACGGCGUGGAGCUUGCUCUGAAGCGAACAGAUUAUAUCGUGAUCGAUGACCGUGAUGCCGAGCAACUUGAACAAAAGGGCUCCAAGAACGCUGCAGCUGAUCCGGACGAGAUUAAGGAAGAUGCUCCCGAUGAUCUUCAGCCUUUGUCUUCCUCCGAGGUCACUCGUCUGGGUCUCAACGCCGUAAGCUAUGUUAUGGACAGUGCUGAUCCUCUCGAUACAUUGAUCAGAAUGUCCCAGAAUUUCCCCAAGUACUCAUCGAUAGUAGCGGCCCACAAUGCCUCCGGGGAAAUGGCACAAGAGAUCCGCCACAACCGCCUUAGAACACUACCGGGUGGCUAUAAUGUCAUGUGGAUCAACGGUGUCCAAAUGGACAACCAGCAGAUUGAUGCAUUCUCACUUCUGGAGCAUCUCCGUCGAGAGCGCAAACUGAUUGAUAAAUUCCGCGGACUCGGUCUCUCUGCAUAUGAUGCCGUGAAACUGUUGUCACACAGCCUUGUCACUGAAGCCCAAGAUGGAGGUGAGGAGCAACGGUAUGACUACCGGGAUGACCUUGAAGGAGGUCAGGUCAUUAUCUGGCUGAACGAUAUGGAGAAGGAUGAUAGAUACGAGGCCUGGCCCAGCGACCUUGACUCUUACCUUGCCGGCUCAUAUCCAGGACAACUGCCCGCGGUCAGACGGGAUUUGCACAAUGUCGUCGUGCCUGUCGACUUGUCCGACCCAGAUCAAAUGAUGCUUGUCGCCGGAAACCUUCAGACCUUCAUCAAGCGAGGCAUUCCUGUAAGGUUCGGCUUGGUACCCACCAGCUUGUCGCCAGAGUCCGUUGCGCAGCUUAAGGUAGCCCAUUACCUGUUUGAUGCCUACGGUCUGGAGUCCCUCAUGCAGUAUUUGCAAGACUCCGCCUCGAAAGGCAAACGAGGUUUCCCCGACAAAUCGUGCUUCCAAUCUGCGACCAAACAACAUGAGAUUAUUGGAGACCAUGAACCUCUAUCCCUCGAUCAAGUCUUGAAAAGCAAUAAGUAUAAUUCCCUGGCGACUCAAACUGCUACCUACCAGCGUCGGUUGAGCCUUACCGGGAAUACACCCCACUUCCUGGUAAAUGGUAUCCCGGUCUCCCGCGAAAGCAACUGGAUGCAAGGCUUGAGUAUGCAAGUCAGCAGGGACCUGAAGUUGGUUCAGCAGGGUAUUGCACAGGGCGUUUUUGAGGAGGAUGCGUGGCUUCCAGAGUUCUUCUUGGCGGGCGCACUUGAGAGACGUAACACUUUCCUUAUGCCUGAGGAUCCUAAGAGUGUCCGGAUUGUGGAUAUUGCUAGCAUCAUCGCGUCGGAAGAUGUAUUAAGCAAGUUCCCUCGUGUUGCCGCAGAAAGAGGAGCUCUGGAGAGCACUCAUAUGAUCGUUGUGGGCGACUUCCAGUCCAAGGAGGGACUGAAGCUACUGGUCGAUGCCCUUAAUCUCCGAAAGGAGAACGCUGAUGUGGAGGUUCUGUUUGUGCACAAUGCUGCAUCCGAUGCAGAGGAGACUUUCCCUAAGAAUCUUGCUACGCUCUAUUACUCGCUUGCGAAGGGCGAAAGUCUCGACCAAGCAAUGAUUAACAUUGCAUCCGAUGAUGAGUAUGAAGUCCCAGAGACUGAAACCCAAAGAAUCUCGGCGGCUCAGGCUUUGCACGCACGUCUGGCCUCAGAACUUGGUUUCCAACCUGGCACUGAAGGAGUGGUUGUCAACGGAAGGGCAGUGGGCCCCAUCGAGAAGGAAUAUCCGUUGAGUGUCAACGAGUUGAGCCAACUGAUUAGUUAUGAAUGGUUGAAGCGCCUCGAUGCCGUCGCGCGUGCUGUUUCCCAACUCGGAUUUGAUGCUAAGAUCUCUAACACGCUCGAUUUCGCCAAAUUGACCUCGCUUGUGGCAAUUUCCACCAUCUCGGAUGUCCCCGAAGGGAUUUUCGAGAACACUCCUGAUUUCAGAAUGGACCUAUCCGACAAAUGGAGGACGGAGCAUUCUGUGAUCACAGUUUCGAACUCCGAUGAUCCCCUAAUCCAUGUAGCCGUCAGCCUUGAUCCGGCAUCUGAGAUCGCCCAGCGAUGGUUGCCGAUUUUGAAGGUUCUCUCGAAACUCUCCGGUGUUGAGCUGAAGAUCUUCUUGAACCCGAAGGAAGAGCUCAAAGAGCUCCCGGUUAAGAGGUUCUAUCGCUAUGUUUUGCAACCGGAGCCAUCUUUCACGGAUGAUGGAGCUCUGGCUCGGCCUCAGGCCUCCUUUACUGGCGUGCCAGUCGAGGCACUUUUGACGCUCGGCAUGGACGUACCGUCAUCUUGGCUGGUAGCCCCCAAGGAAUCAGUCUAUGAUCUUGAUAAUAUCAAGCUGAGCUCGGUGAAGUCUGACACCAAUGUUGACGCCAUCUAUGCCCUUGAGCACAUUCUGAUCGAGGGCCACUCUCGUGACGUCACGACACAGACUCCGCCUAGAGGUGUCCAGCUCAUCUUGGGCACAGAAGCCAACCACCAUUUCACGGAUACCAUCAUCAUGGCGAAUCUGGGAUACUUCCAGUUCAAGGCACAGCCAGGCCUGUGGCAGAUCAACCUGAAGCCCGGCCGUAGCGAAAAAAUCUUCAACCUCGACAGCGUUGGUGGUCUAGGUUACCGUCCGCAGGACGGUGAUGACAACAACGAAGUCGCUCUGUUAUCCUUCCAUGGCCUGACACUGUUCCCUCGCCUGUCGCGCAAGCCAGGCCACGAUGACGAAGACGUUCUAGAGACAGGCAUACAGCCGGGCUCAGGCAUGGACUAUCUCACCAAGGGACUGAACUUUGCGUCCGGCGUCCUGUCCCGCGUCGGCGUCACCUCCAAAGGAGACGACCAACACGCAGACAUCAACAUCUUCUCCGUAGCAAGCGGCCACCUCUACGAACGCAUGCUAAACAUCAUGAUGGUCUCCGUCAUGCGCCACACCAAACACACCGUCAAAUUCUGGUUCAUCGAACAAUUCCUCUCCCCCUCCUUCCGCGCCUUCCUCCCCUCCCUCGCGCGCGAAUACAACUUCUCCUACGAAAUGGUCACCUACAAAUGGCCGCACUGGCUUCGCGCGCAAAAAGAAAAACAGCGCGAAAUCUGGGGCUACAAAAUGCUCUUCCUGGACGUCCUCUUCCCCCUCUCAUUGGAUAAAGUCAUCUUCGUCGACGCAGACCAAAUAGUCCGCACAGACAUGCACGAGCUCGUCACGCACGACCUCCAAGACGCACCCUACGGCUUCACGCCGAUGGGCGACUCCCGCACCGAGAUGGAGGGCUUCCGCUUCUGGAAACAGGGCUACUGGUCCAAUUUCCUGCGCGGAAAGCCAUACCAUAUCUCGGCCUUGUACGUCGUUGACUUGAAGCGGUUCCGGGCAUUGGCGGCUGGUGAUCGGUUAAGGGGUCAGUAUCAGAUGCUCUCGGCUGAUCCGAAUAGUCUUAGCAAUCUGGAUCAGGAUCUGCCGAAUCAUAUGCAGCAUCAGAUCCCGAUUCACAGUUUGCCGCAGGAGUGGCUUUGGUGUGAGACUUGGUGUUCGGAUGAGGAUUUGGAGACGGCUAAGACGAUUGAUCUUUGUAAUAAUCCUCUUACUAAGGAGCCUAAGUUGGAGAGGGCUAGGAGGCAGGUUCCGGAGUGGACGGUUUAUGAUGAUGAGAUUGCUAAGUUGGCUGCGAGGGUCGCGGGUGAGCAUCAGCAGGCUGCUGCUGGUGUUGAGUUUGUGCAGAGUGGUGAAGAUGAGAACCGCAAGGAUGAGUUAUAG